Arachis ipaensis is the source of this 510-nucleotide messenger RNA. RefSeq lists its product as uncharacterized. The record is from RefSeq and is a predicted model, not a curated record. NCBI's taxonomy places the organism in Eukaryota, Viridiplantae, Streptophyta, Magnoliopsida, Fabales, Fabaceae.
AUGAACAAGGAAUGUAGUGCCCUCAUCAAGAAGGACGUACUCCUGAAGAAAAAAGAUCUGGGGAACUUUCAUAUUCCCUGCACCAUAGGAGAGACAAAAAUUGAUAGAGAAUUUUGUGAUCUAGGAGCUAGCAUGAAUGUGAUGCCUCUGUCUCUUAUGAAGAAGUUGCAAAUAAAUAAGCUGAGAUCCACAGAUGUAAUCAUCCAAUUGGCUGAUAAAACUCAGAAGCAAGCGGAAGGAGUAGUCGAGAAUGUAUUUGUCAAAGUGGAAAACUACUUCCUUCCCACUGACUUUGUUGUUUUGGACAAGGAAGAAAGUUACCUCCAUCCCAUUAUUCUGGGAAGACCAUUUCUAGCCACUGCUAGAGCACUAAUAGAUGUGGAACAAGAAAAGUUAAUCCUGAGAAUACAUGAUGAACAUCUCACCUUCCAUGUUUUCAAACCUACAUCUGAAUCUAAGCCAGAACCUAAAGAGCCAAAGCAACAUGUGCAUAAAAGAAAGCAACAGUGA